Messenger RNA from Phasianus colchicus (ring-necked pheasant), 2405 nucleotides. It is a transcript of the gene GGCT, whose product is annotated as gamma-glutamylcyclotransferase. Gene Ontology annotation, molecular function: gamma-glutamylcyclotransferase activity. Lineage: Eukaryota; Metazoa; Chordata; Aves; Galliformes; Phasianidae. The record is from RefSeq and is a predicted model, not a curated record.
ACAACCCCAGCUCCCUCAGCCUUUCUUCACAAAAGAGGAGCUCCAGCCCUCUGAUCAUCUUUGCUGCCCUUCCCUGGACACGCUCCAACAGCUCUUCAUCCUUCUCGUGCCGGGGACCCCAGACCUGGACGCAGUACUCCAGAUGGGACCCCACGAAGGCAGAGCAGAGAAUCGCAUCUCUCCCCCGCCCGCCACCCCGUGCUGACGCAGCCCAGCACGCCGCCGGCCAUCUAAAGCACCAGCACGUCACUGCCUCCCGCCGCGAAGUGCGGCGGCGCGCGGGCUGCCAGCCAAUAGCGGACGGCGCUGAGAGGAGGUCCCGCCCAGACAGCCGGCGCGGGGCGGGCGCUGCAGGGGCGGUGCGUGGGGCCGGGCCGAGAGCGGGGCGAUGGAGGCGGGCGAGGGUCGCGUGCUGUACUUCGCUUACGGCAGCAAUCUGCUGCGGGAGCGGCUGCUGCUGCGCAACCCCUCGGCGGCGCUCUGCGCCCGGGGCCGCCUGCAGGAUUUUAAGCUCACUUUUGGCCAUCAUCAAGGCAGGACAAGUUCUAUCUGGCAUGGAGGUACAGCUACCAUUGUUCAGAGCCCUGGAGACGAAGUGUGGGGAAUAGUGUGGAAAUUGAACGCUAGCAAUAUAAGUUCACUGGAUAAGCAAGAGGGAGUUGAAGAUGGCAUUUAUGUCCCAAUAGAAGUUAAUGUCCACACUGAAGAAGGAAAGGUUCUGACCUGUCGAAGCUACCAGAUGAAGGACUAUGUUUGUGGUCCUCCUUCUCCCCAGUAUAAAAAGGUUAUCUGCAUGGGUGCAAAACAGAAUGGCUUGCCAAUUGAGUAUCAGAAGAAAUUAGAAGCUAUUGAAACUAAUAACUAUGCAGGACCGGUGCCGAUCCUAGAAGAAAUUGAAGCUACUAUUAAAGCAAACAAAAUAAAUUUUGCAUAGAAUAAUUCUGUCCUUGCUUGGCCAUUCACCUUGAGUUAGAUCCUUCUCUUCACUGUGCUGACCAGCGGUUUCUUUAUUUAUCAAGAAAAGAUGAGUUUGCUGUAUAUCUGCAGUAAACUAUUAGACAUAAUUUGCAGUCUGGAGACACGCUGACAUUGACAACGUCUUCACUUUGUAUUUAUAGCUUAAGUACAUGCAGAUUUGUGAAUUAGCUUUCUGUAAUUCUUAUGCAGCUCUGCACGCAAAUUUGUGCUUUCUGUUCUGUUUACAGACCUUUAAAAGAAAAGGCCCAUUUUGCUAGCUGUUUGCAGCUCAGUUACCCUCUGAGGAAUAAGGGCUGCAGAAUCAGGCCCUUUGUUCACAAAUGUAUACACAAUUGUCAAGGUUUUCAAAGAUUUGUUAGAGUCGAGUCUACUCUGCACUCUGAAGCUAUACUGAACUUUUUUCUGUGUCGUUUCUGUUUCCAUUUAUAUAGUUAAUGAAAGAGAAAUAUUUUUAACUAUUUCCAUGUUUUAAAGUGUUAACCCGAAAGGGGACUCAGGCUUGAAAACAGCAUUUAGCAAAGGAUCUUACUCAAAGUAUAACAGCCUCCCCUUUUCUAAUAAUCAGCAUAGCUGAACUACUUAAGUACAACCAACAGAUUCUAAAUAAUCAUUUUUGGAUAAUUCUGUGCUUUUUAACUACUUCUUUAACUGUCUUGGUUUUUAUCUAGGAUUUGCUGAUUUCACUGUACUUCAGACCAAAUCUCCUGUGAAUUAAUCCUAGUGCAUCUGUGUUGUAGCUUUGUCUAUUAAACCAUAGAUGAACAGACGUUGCCUUUUUCUCACAGCACUGACAAUCCCCUACAAAACUGGUGACACUUGUAAGGUUUACAGUACUUCUACUACUUCAUAAUCUAUGGUACAUGGCAGCCCCUUGUCUGAGGAUGACAAAGGAAAACUGGCAACCUGUAUGGUGCGAAGCUACUGAACUUUGGCUUCUCUUCUGUGCCGUAAAAUAUAAUCGGUGUCACUGUGUGACAGCUUAGAUGGAAAAAAUGGAAAAGUAGCAAAUUUACCACAUCUUCUCUCUGUAUUUUUUCACUCCUGUGGACUUCUGCCAGGGAUGUGUGUAGUUGCUGUCCUGAUGUCAUGUACAACGUGAGGGCUGUUCCUAAAGCUGGGCACCACGGAUGCAGUAAAACACGGUAACUUUUUUGUAUUAGCAUUGCCUGGUCUGAGCCUGAGUACAUAAAAAUGCAGUUAUCAAACCUCCCCGUGCCUGUGCAGUGUGUUCUUUGGGAAUAUCAGUGUCACAUAUUUAAGCUAUAAAGUGGGUGAUGUGGAAGCAUAACCGAAACUUUCUUUGGCUCUUUGUACUUCUCAUGGAUGCAACUGCAGUACAGAGGGCAAAAAACGAACGGCCCAGCACCUUAAUGCCACAACCGCUGGUUUUGCUUUACCCUCACCGGGCUCCUCGGGCACUUUUGAGU